AUGACGAGCGAGCCAGUCCUCAACUUCCCCUUCGCCUACCGCGCUCUCUUCCUCUACUUUGAAGCUGUUGGAGCCUUCGUCGGCGCCCUGUUGCUUCACUUUCGCCCCGCGAGCUUCCUCAACGCCAUGGCCCCGGCCGCCAAAUACGCGCCGGAUAACCAGAUUAUCUACGACCAACUUGCUGCGACAUAUAUCCUGUUUGCGUUCAAUGAAGCCAUUAUCUUGCGCACUACGAAUGACCUGCGGGUGUGGAGAGGGAUCCUGAUCGGUAUCUUGGUGUGCGAUGCUAUACAUUUAUUUGGGAGUUGGGCAACUCUGGGCGGAACUGUGUUCUGGGAUCCUCGUACCUGGAGGCCCGAAGAUUGGGUGAACCUUGUGAGUCUUUGGGGACAGGCGGCCGUCCGGCUUGCUUUCGUGGCAGGAGUCGGCCUCAAACAGACUGCGGCUACGAAGAAUGAGUGA
Messenger RNA from Ilyonectria robusta, 462 nucleotides. RefSeq lists its product as uncharacterized. The record is from RefSeq and is a predicted model, not a curated record. The coding region runs from base 1 to 462 and encodes 153 amino acids. Lineage: Eukaryota; Fungi; Ascomycota; Sordariomycetes; Hypocreales; Nectriaceae. The transcript has a single exon.